AUGGCCCGCCCCGCGAAACUCUGCGCCGAGACCCUGCCAGCCGCCCUCCGCGGAUCCAGGCCCGUCGUCGCACGCAGCGCGCGCAUACACGAGUGCAGACGCAAUGUACACAGCGGUGCUGCUCCGCGUCGGGCGUGCGCGGCUCGGAGUGGGAAUUUAAGUGCGCGAGAUGUGCGCGUCCGGAGAUCGGAGCUGCGCCGGUUUGCGACGGGGGCUGCGGCUGCGGCUGAGGCUGAGGAGCGGGGGUCGGGGCCGAUUGCGCAGGCGACGGAGGUUGCGUCGGCGAGGCUAGGCGGUGGUGGGCCCCUGGGGGAGUAUGAGGCGCGGGUGCAGCAGGGGCGGUUGCGGGAUGAUCCGCAUCAGAGGGAGAUUAUUCAGGAGCUGCAGGAUUUGUACGAGGUGCUGAAGCAGUAUACGCCGCCGGCGGUGGUUCACCCGAGCGUGGAGUCGUUGGACCCGAAGCCGCAGUCGUUCCUGGGAUCGUUGUUCGGGCGGAAGCCCGCGAAGGACGAGACGAAGAUCCCGGAGACCUUGCCCAAGGGGUUGUAUAUGUAUGGGGAUGUCGGGUGCGGGAAGACGAUGCUCAUGGAUCUGUUCUAUGAAACGCUACCGGCGAAUAUCCAGUCGAAGUCACGCAUCCAUUUCCAUAACUUCAUGCAGGAUGUGCAUAAGCGCAUGCAUGUGGUGAAGAUGCGGUAUGGGAAUGAUUUUGACGCGCUGCCCAUGGUGGCGGCCGAUAUUGCCGAGUUGUCCAGCGUGCUGUGUUUCGAUGAGUUUCAGUGUACGGAUGUGGCUGAUGCGAUGAUCUUACGGAGACUCCUCGAACUGCUCAUGUCGCAUGGUGUUGUGCUCGUUACAACCUCGAACCGGCAUCCCAACGAUCUCUACAGGAACGGCAUUCAGCGCGAGUCCUUCAUCCCCUGUAUCAAGCUCCUCCAGACGGCUUUGACAGUGAUCAACCUAAACUCACCCACCGACUACCGCAAGAUCCCCCGUCCGCCAGCGGCCGUCUACUACCACCCUCUUGGCCCCGAGGCCGAUCGCCACGCGCAGAAGUGGUUCGAGUUCCUCGGCGAUCCCAACGACCCGCCUCAUCCCGAGACACAGGAGGUCUGGGGUCGUAAGAUUGAGGUCCCCUCGGCCAGCGGCAAGGCCGCCCAUUUCACAUUCCAGCAGCUCAUCGGCAGUGCCACCGGUGCAGCCGACUAUCUGGAGCUGGUGCGCAACUAUGACGCCUUCAUCGUGACGGAUGUGCCGGGCAUGACGCUGCAUCAGCGGGAUCUGGCCCGUCGCUUCAUCACCUUCAUUGACGCCGUCUACGAGAGCAGGGCCAAACUAGUCCUCACCACAGCCGUCGCCCUGCCCAACCUCUUCAUGUCCGAGCAGGAAGUCAAGACCUCCCUCGAAGACAGCGGCGACCACUCCGACCUGUCCGACGCAAUGCGCAUGAUGAUGGAUGACCUGGGUCUCUCCAUGCAGGCGCUCAAGACCACAUCCAUCUUCAGCGGUGACGAGGAACGGUUCGCGUUUGCGCGCGCCCUGUCCCGCCUCCACGAGAUGGGCAGCAAGGAGUGGGUGGAGCGCGGGCUGGGCGUGGGGAAGACGCUUGAGGAGGGGAAGAGUGAGCACGAUGCGUGGCAAAGGUCGAGGAGUCACUGGAGUGAGGAUAACAUGUAG
Aspergillus clavatus NRRL 1 is the source of this 1677-nucleotide messenger RNA. Its product is annotated as AFG1 family ATPase. The record is from RefSeq and is a predicted model, not a curated record. Gene Ontology annotation, molecular function: ATP hydrolysis activity; ATP binding. Bases 1 to 1677 code for a protein of 558 amino acids. Gene Ontology annotation, cellular component: mitochondrion; cytoplasm. The transcript is spliced from 4 exons. Lineage: Eukaryota; Fungi; Ascomycota; Eurotiomycetes; Eurotiales; Aspergillaceae. Gene Ontology annotation, biological process: protein quality control for misfolded or incompletely synthesized proteins.